AUGGGCGACCCUGCCCUUCUUCCUCCUGCAGCAGGCCCGGCCUCCAGCGCCCCCAGCCCCCUGCUGGCCUCCCUGCCCCUGCCUGCCAGGCCUCUGCAGCCCCCGCUGGACUUCAAGCACUUGCUCGCCUUCCACUUCAAUGGCGCCACCCCGCUCAGUCUCACCCCCAACUUCAGCACGAUGGACCCAAUCCAGAAAGCUGUCAUCAGCCACACGUUUGGGGUCCCCUCCCCUCUGAAGAAGAAGCUCUUCAUUUCCUGUAACAUCUGUCACCUGAGGUUCAACUCAGCGAACCAAGCUGAAGCACAUUACAAAGGCCACAAACAUGCCAGAAAACUCAAGGCUGUCGAAGCCGCCAAGAGCAAGCAGAGGCCACAAACCCUGGCCCGGGAUGGGGUGCUGGUGUCCCCCACCCUGACUCCAGCCAGUGGAUCCCCUGGAGAGCCGCACAGCAAAGCCGUUCCUGCAGCCCCACCCCCUGGCCCCCAACUCCAGCCACCGCUGACUCUGGACCCCACGCCGAGGGAGCCGGCUCACUCAGAUCUCUUGGAUGCUGCCUCCUCUUCCUCUUCUUCCUCCUGCCCACCCUGCUCCCCAGAGCCUGGGAGAGAGGCGCCAGGGCCUGAGCCCGCAGUGGCUGCUGUGGGAAACGGUGUGAACGGGGAGGGCAGGAGCGAGAAGGGGCGCCUCUAUUGCCCCACGUGCAAGGUGACAGUGAACUCCGCCUCCCAGCUUCAGGCUCACAACACAGAGCCCCAGAAGCUGGAAUGA
Puma concolor (puma) is the source of this 771-nucleotide messenger RNA. The record is from RefSeq and is a predicted model, not a curated record. Lineage: Eukaryota; Metazoa; Chordata; Mammalia; Carnivora; Felidae.